AUGGCUGACGUACCACCUCCUUCACUAUCCGAACUUAUGCGGAUGAUAGAACAUAACGACACUCAUCACCAGCAACCAGAAGAUAAUGAGCACCAUUCCCAACCCUCUCAUGUCUCGGAGACUAUCCGAACCAAGGAGGUUCAACCUGAAGAUGAAAAGGAAGAGUCCGACGAACUUGUAGGACCCUUCACAGAAGAAGUGAUGAACUUCGAAUUGCCGAAGAGAUUCACCCUGCCACUAACCCUCACACCUUAUGAUGGGCUCGGAGACCCGAAGAAAUUUCUCAAAAAGUUCCGAUCAAUAAUGAUCGUCAACGGUGCAUCAGAUACUGUUUUAUUCCGUUAUUUUCCAAAUUACUUAGACGGUCCUGCACUUGAUUGGUUGUGUGCUUUGCCUGCAGGUUCUAUUUCGCGAUUUCAGCAGCUGGAGAAGCUAUUUGAAGAACACUUUGCUGGAUGCGCGAUUUACCUGCACGACUCCGAUUAUCUGAAUACGAUCAAACAGGGACCAAACGAAAGCUUGAAGGACUAUAUGACCCGCUUCACCAAAGUUGCCAUCAGUAUACCUGACCUCCACCCCGAGGUUCACCUACACGCAAUUAAAAGCGGACUUCGCCCUGGAAAAUUCCAGGAGACCAUCGCAGUAGCCAAGCCGAGGACCCUUUCAGAGUUUUGCGAGAAAGCAAAAGGCCAAAUUGAUAUCGAAGAACUCAGACAAACUCGAAAAUCUGAGAAGACAAACUACCGAGAUGAAGAUAAGGCCCUAAGCACAAAGAAAAAUUUUAAACUAACCCCUCAAUUUGAUUCCUAUACGCAGUUCAAUACUAAGCGAGAGGACAUAAUUAGAGAUAUCUUAAAUUCAAAGCUCAUCAAGCCAUCAAGAAAGGCCGGUACCUAUCAAGAUACAAAGAACGUGGACAAGUCUAAAUAUUGUGCUUUCCACCAGAAACACGGCCACAACACUGACGACUGUAUGGUGGCCAAGGACCUUCUGGAACGCCUAGCUAGACAAGGACACCUUGACAAAUACAUUGGGGGUCACAUGCAAAAGCGCAUCAUACCUUCAACAACCAACGAUUCGUCCGAACAACAAAACCGAGGAAAAGAAAAGGCACCUUCAAGCCAAUACGAGAAACCUCGAGGUAUAAUUAAUCGUAUUUCAGGAGGAUACGCAAGUGGAUGA
This is a messenger RNA of Arachis duranensis, 1182 nucleotides long. RefSeq lists its product as uncharacterized. The record is from RefSeq and is a predicted model, not a curated record. The transcript has 2 exons. NCBI's taxonomy places the organism in Eukaryota, Viridiplantae, Streptophyta, Magnoliopsida, Fabales, Fabaceae. Bases 1 to 1182 code for a protein of 393 amino acids.